Molecule: messenger RNA, 1034 nt
Organism: Manihot esculenta (cassava)
Lineage: Eukaryota; Viridiplantae; Streptophyta; Magnoliopsida; Malpighiales; Euphorbiaceae
Product: chaperonin-like RbcX protein 2, chloroplastic
Exons: 5
Coding region: 245-925 (226 amino acids)
Biological process (GO): ribulose bisphosphate carboxylase complex assembly
Molecular function (GO): protein folding chaperone
Source: RefSeq, a predicted model, not a curated record
CCUACGUUUCCGCUUGGAGAAAUUUCGACCUCAAUUUUUUUUCUGGUCAAGAGUCCCUCUCUUAAGCUCCCCAUCCCAACAAUCGCACAGCUUCCAUUUUCUUGGAUACCCAUUUGCACUUUUUUCGAUUUCUUUCUUGGGUAUCUUUCACUUUCCUCCCUUGCACCCUUAGGAGCCAGAUAUAGCCUUAAUCCUGUUCUGGGCAUAGGUUAUUAUUAGGGGUUCUUUUAAGCUUGCAAAGAAAAUGGUGGGAGCUUUAUCCGUGGUAGGCUCCUCUGUGGUGGACUCGCAUACUAGUCCAUGUUUAUGUUUGGAUGCUCUGCCUACGAGUAAUAUGAAUCUCAAGAAUAGCGGAGAGUUAGUCUUACAAAGGAAUUCAAUGAAAAGAAAGCAAUUGGUAAGGCCAGGGUCACUGGAGUUGGGGAGUUCUUUUGUGGAUUCAUGGCAUGAUGGGAGGUUCUCAUCGAAAGCGAUUUCAGGUAUUGUUAGUGCUAAGAGUUCAAGGAAGCAGAGAAAGGAUCGGAGGCUUGUGGUUGUUUGCGAAUUGGGAGGGCAAUAUGAAGAUAGCUUUGGGGAUGUCAAAAGGCAACUAUUGAACUAUUUCACUUACAAGGCAGUAAGAACUGUUCUUAACCAGCUGUAUGAGAUGAAUCCAACACAAUACAGAUGGUUUUAUGAUUUUGUUGCAUCAAAUCAGCCUGGAGAGGGCAAACGUUUCAUCCGCACCCUUGUGAAGGAGCACCAGGGCCUUGCUGAGCGAGUGAUGGUAACGCGGCUCCACUUGUAUGGAAAAUGGGUUAAGAAAUGCAAUCACGCUGAAAUAUAUCAAGAAAUCUCUGACGAGAACUUGGAGUUGAUGCGGGAAAGGCUCAAAGAGACAGUGAUAUGGCCAUCUGAUGACUCAAACUGGGAGAAGAUUGGUUGAAGGGGAGCAGCUAUGUUUUUAGUUCUUUUUCAUUUUCUUUCUACUGUUGGUUUUAGUGUACAUACAUUACAUGCUAUGUCUUUGGUGCAAUGACAACCAGUUUGGUUCC